Messenger RNA from Nothoprocta perdicaria, 469 nucleotides. It is a transcript of the gene RPL35, whose product is annotated as ribosomal protein L35. Gene Ontology annotation, molecular function: mRNA binding; structural constituent of ribosome. The record is from RefSeq and is a predicted model, not a curated record. Gene Ontology annotation, cellular component: cytosolic large ribosomal subunit; ribosome. Gene Ontology annotation, biological process: maturation of LSU-rRNA from tricistronic rRNA transcript (SSU-rRNA, 5.8S rRNA, LSU-rRNA); translation. The transcript is spliced from 4 exons. Lineage: Eukaryota; Metazoa; Chordata; Aves; Tinamiformes; Tinamidae. Bases 28 to 399 code for a protein of 123 amino acids.
GCCCGGAGCCGCGUAGGAGCUGCCAUCAUGGCCAAGAUCAAGGCGCGGGACCUGCGCGGCAAGAAGAAGGAGGAGCUGCUGAAGCAGCUGGACGACCUCAAGGUGGAACUGUCGCAGCUGCGCGUGGCCAAGGUGACGGGCGGCGCCGCCUCCAAGCUCUCCAAGAUCCGCGUGGUCCGUAAGUCCAUCGCCAGGGUGCUGACCGUCAUCAACCAGACCCAGAAGGAGAACCUCAGGAAGUUCUACAAGGGCAAGAAGUACAAGCCUCUUGAUCUGCGGCCCAAGAAGACUCGUGCUAUGCGGCGCAGGCUCAAUAAGCAUGAAGAAAACUUGAAGACCAAAAAACAGCUGCGAAAAGAACGUCUGUAUCCUCUCCGGAAAUAUGCCAUCAAGGCAUAAAGCUGUAGUGUCCUGAAAGUUCUUACUUAACUGGCUGAGUAUUUCUCAUUAAAUACAAGUUUGUUUGGGA